AUGCAAUCGGUCAGUCUUUCAGUAACGAUCAUCAAUGAAAAGGAUUGCUGCGCAUCAGAUGUUCACAAUACUGAUCUAUCAACAGUCCGACAUGUAACGUUGACAAGAGUUGCCUGGAUUCGAGGAACUUUUCAAGUACUGAUCAACAGCACGAUGAGAGAACGUCUAGGACUUGAACUAUCGACAAUUGUGACUUCCGAUUACUUGGCCUCAGAGUUCACCGAAAUUGUUGCUUCUCGUGGUUCACAUCCUCUUUGCAAAAUGAUUUAUAUCGUCAACCUUUUGACUGGUAACUUUUACAUGACCAGCCCAACCUUUGUUGCUGAUCUACCUGUUGAUUUUGUGCUGGGAACAAUGUAUUUUGAAUAUUUUGAUCGAGGCUUUCGGUCUGGUCGCCUUAUCAUUCUCAGUGAAGAAAGAGACAGAAGAAGACAACAAGAGGAAGAAGAAUUACGUCGGCAAGCGUACAAGAAUAUUUUGUAA
Molecule: messenger RNA, 483 nt
Organism: Adineta ricciae
Lineage: Eukaryota; Metazoa; Rotifera; Eurotatoria; Adinetida; Adinetidae
Source: the annotation of a GenBank genome assembly